GUCCGAUUAACUUGUCAGUCUACAACUGACUAUCGAGGGUGAUGCUUCUUGAUUUGUGAAUGUGAUAGUUGCGCGCCGCAUAAACAAAGACGUCUUAGUGAGUUUUGGUGGAGCGGUUUUUCAAGUGCAGUUCGUAUGGUGAUGUCAGAGACCGGGGGACUGGCAAUGCACCAGUUACCAAUGCAUCACAGGGGGUUGGUUCAACCCAGCCUCGUUAUGAAUCCGCAUCCUUUGAGCGAUUCUUGCUCGGUGGAAUCACAAAGCAAAAAGAAUCGAAGGACAAGUCACUGCGUAGGGUGCGGAGGCCAAAUUCACGACCAAUAUAUCUUGAGGGUGGCACCGGACCUGGAAUGGCAUGCGGCGUGUCUCAAAUGUCAAGAGUGUCAACGGUUUCUUGACGAAUCGUGUACGUGCUUUGUUAGGGAUGGGAAAACUUAUUGUAAGGUGGACUACGUCAGGUUAUUCGGUACCAAGUGCGACAAGUGCGGCCUGUCUUUCAGCAAAAGCGACUUUGUGAUGCGAGCUAAAAGCAAAAUUUACCAUAUAGAGUGUUUUAGGUGUCGUGCGUGUACCAGGCAACUUGUACCCGGUGACGAGUUCGCGUUAAGAGACGGUGGAGUUCUUUAUUGUAAAGAAGACCACGACGCUAUGGAGAAGACAACUCCUCCGACGGCGGGACACACACCUAGCGCGGAGAGUAACAAUAAUACCAGUUUAAGUAACAAUAACCAUAAUAGUAAUUCAACAGAAUUGGGAUGUAUGUCGGAUUCAGGUUCAGAAAGCGGGUCCCACAAAGGCGGAGGUCAUCGAAAAUCCGGCGGUGGCAACAGCGCGUCUGGAGGAACCGGCAGCGAUGGAAAACCGACGCGCGUCCGUACCGUCCUCAACGAGAAACAGUUGCAUACCCUGCGCACGUGCUACGCGGCCAAUCCGCGACCGGAUGCUCUGAUGAAGGAACAACUAGUCGAGAUGACGGGUCUGUCGCCGAGAGUAAUCAGGGUGUGGUUCCAAAAUAAGCGGUGUAAAGAUAAAAAGAAGACGAUUUUGAUGAAGCAACAGAUGCAGCAGGAAAAGUAUUAUUCACAGGAUGGCCGUAAGAUGGGUUACGGUGCGAUGCAAGGCAUCCCGAUGGUGGCAUCGUCACCGGUCCGACACGAUUCACCAAUAGGCGUCCAUCCCUUAGAAGUCCAAGCGUACCAACCUCCAUGGAAAGCGCUAUCCGAUUUCGCCCUCCACGCUGACCUAGAGCAACCUCAUCAACCUGCCUUCCAGCAGCUGGUAAACCAGAUGCACGGCUACGACCUUCCUCCACCUUCGUUAGGCCCCUCGCCGGGCGGGGGUCCCCCGCAUCCUGGCCUGAUGGGUCCAGGGGGCGGGGGGCCCGGAGCGCCUUCAUCUGACGCCAUGACCCAUCCUGACAGUACCGACAGUUAUGUAACGUAUCUAGACAGCGACGAAUCCUUACCGGCCAGCCCCUAACACUCGGGGGCCCCCAUGAGCAACUAGCGUUUUGCCCCCCAUUUGGCCGCCUGUUGGGGGGCCUUACUCGUCAGUCACUUGGCCGCCUACAUGCCUUCUUCAUAGGGGUUCGGAA
Psylliodes chrysocephalus is the source of this 1594-nucleotide messenger RNA. Lineage: Eukaryota; Metazoa; Arthropoda; Insecta; Coleoptera; Chrysomelidae. The record is from the annotation of a GenBank genome assembly.